CAUUCCUAUCUCUCUUCCUCUGCUCUGAUAAUACUUCAUUGGUCUCCUACAGAACAGGACAGUGUCUCCCCAGAAGAGAAGCUGAGUGCAGCUGGAACAAACGACAGGAGGGACUUUGUUCAAAUCCGAUGAGUAAAAGUGCAUCAGUAGUUCGACUUUUCAUGGGGUUCAUUCUCAUUGCGACAGGUGUGCAUGCCUCCUGUCCCAUUGAGCUGAGCCCCCCCAGUGUUGUGGUGAGAUAUGGGGACCCAGUCACAAUCAACUGCAGCACAUCGGUGAGCCCGUUGGAAGGACUAGGCUGGGAGGUCACAGUAAAUGGCACAGGUAUAGUGGAGGUCAACCAUUUACCCUGGACUGUGGCGAAUCUAACAGAAUGGACCAUCUCUCCCUCAUGCUUCUUCAACCCAUCAGAGAACAGUUCACACACACAGUGUUUCAAGAAAGCAAAAGUUGUACUUUACACAUUCCCAGAAACCAUCAGCAUCACCUGUAGCGGUGACUCCAAAGGUGUGAUGAAAGAAAAUAAGGACUAUAACUUCACAUGUGACAUCCACAAUAUAGCACCUGUUCAGAAUCUGACUUUGAGAUGGUACAAAAGAGAUACAAUCAUCCACACAGAGACUUUUGACUUCUCCGCUAAAGAACCAAUGAAUCUGACAUCUGUCCUCCUUGGCUUUACACCGACUAGACAAGACAAUGGAGUCACAUUCAGAUGUGAAGCACAUAUGAAUCUGGGGUCAGAAGGGCCCAAAUUGAACUUGUCUUCACAAGAGUAUAAGGUUACUGUUCACUUUGGACCUGAAUUACAGUGUUCUGGGACUGACUUACUGGAAGGGACUGACUUACUGGAAGGGGACUCUUUGAAGAAUCACUGCCUUGUGGAAGGAAAUCCCACCCCCUCCGUGAAAUGGCUGAAAGAUGGACAGCCUAUAGACCCAGGCAUCCCUAUGAGUAGAACGAAUUCAGGACUGUACACUGUAGAAGCUGAGGGCUCUUCAUUUAUCAACAAAACCCUCCGAGUUCAUGUGUUGUAUGGACCAGAGUUAAAGUGUCCUAGCAGUUACACUGCACUGGAGUACAGUCCUCACAACAUCACCUGCACAUUUGAGGGCUAUCCUCAACCCGAGAUAAUGUGGUACAGAGAUGGCGAGGAGGUGGAACUUCCAGCAAACCUAAAAAGACGUGAUACAGGGCAGUACUUGAUCACAGCCUCAAACAAUUUAUCAAGUGUCAACACCACACUGGAGAUCAAUGUCAUAUACCCACCAUCAGAGAUAGUUGAGCUUGAAGACUCUGAAGUUGAGCUUGGUUCUGAGUUUUGGUUGAAAUGCUCCUCCAUGGGCAACCCACGACCAAAAUAUUUCUGGAAUUACUACCAGAUGUCCAAUGUGGUGGAAAAAAGUGAAGAUGGAGUGUCCUAUCUGCUCAUCCACAAUGCCACUGCAUUCAACAAUGGCUCCUACACGUGUCAUGCCUCGAACGAGAGAGGAAAUGUCUCUAAAACGGCCAGAGUCACUGUAAAAGGUGCCAGACAAGAAUGUCCUAUCCAAAUAUCUCCAGACAGGAUGGUGAUACAAUACCAAGGCACAAGCCAGACUGCAAAAUGCCAAGUGACAUCCACUGCCAUCACAAAUGUCAAAAACAAAUAUUGGCAGAUUAGAAAGGACGACAGAAUUGACAAUGAAGACUGGAGGGAUGUUGACACCUAUAAAGACUGGGACUUGAGGCCUGUUUGUAUUGCAACGUUUGUGGGAAUAGGAACAUGCCAAAAACAUUUAAAGUUCACUCUCUACAAAACACCGGACAGCGUCUUCAUCCGUCCUGUGGAUAAUGUGACCUCAACUGUGGAGGACGUAGAGUUCCAGCUGCAAUGUGACAUUAUCAAUGUUGCUCCAGCACAAUACCUUGCUGUGCGGUGGUAUCUAGGGAAUGACACAGUUGAACCACUUACUAGAGGCCCAAUGCGAGUUACUGGUUGUCAGCCUGAGAACAACACACACUGCGACAUCAGUGUGAUCAAAUAUCCAGUUAAUGUGUCAUCUACCAUCAGUAUCGCUCUGAACAGGACGCAGAGUGGGACACAAUUCAGAUGUGAGGCUCAGCUGGAGCUGGGACCUGAGGGACCACAGCCUCCUCCAAGCAUGAUGUCCAGUCCUCUCAACAUCUCUGUCAACUAUAAGCCCAUCAUUACCGUAAAGCUUCCAAAGACAAUGCCAGUGUUCAGAGGUUAUCCUGAGGAACUUUCGUGUGAAGCCGAUGGUCACCCAUCUCCAAAGAUCAUGUGGGUCUACAGCUCGGACAAAGUGCCCCAUAUCUCUGGAAACAUGCUCACCGUGACUGAAGCAGGUUUCUACAACUGUAGUGCCACUAAUGAAGUUGGCUCCAGCUUCCAUGUGGUUGAAGUUAUUUUAAAAGAGGACUACCUGCCCCUCAUAGCUGGAUUUGUGGCUGUCACAGUUGUUGCUAUCUCCAUCAUCUUCCUCUUCAUCUACUCAAUCUACUACAAGAACACAAAGAUGCGGCGAUACAGCCUUAAAAACCCCAAACUCAGCACCCACAACGGCAACGUAGCUCACAAUGGCUGGGACAUGCAGUUUCCUAUGACCAGACUGUCUUACUACUCAGACAGCGCUCGUCUUUAUGCGCCUUCUCUGUGCCUGGCCCUGUGUUGUGCCAUGUCGUGUCAGGAUGUGCCCACAAUUUUUGAUUUUGUUUUUCAACUGGAUCUUUCACUUUGCUCUAAGAGCGUUGCUGAUUUGCUCACUUGUGAAAUCAUGUUGUGGUUUUUCGUAUUCAGUGGCUUUCUAGCGUGCACAGGAAAGUCUGCAGGUACCUACUGUCCAAUUGAAAUGAAACCUUCCAAAGUUGUGGUGAGAUAUGGAGAGCCCUUAAGAGUCAACUGUACCUCAUUAACCCAGCCGAUAGAGGGAAUGGGCUGGGAGUCUACAGCUGGUGGCACAGGCCUUAUAGAAGGGGUCUCUUCUUGUCCCUUAACUAUAGCCUCUGUAACAGACUGGAAUAUAGCACCAAAAUGCUACAUCAAUAUGAUGAACGAUGCACAGUGUUUAGAACGCCUACCAGUCACAGUUUACAAAACACCGGACAGCGUGUCUCUGUCGGGUCAAACAGGCCCCAUGGAGGAGGGUAAACAGUAUCUCAUGCAGUGUGACGUUGCUAAUGUCGCACCAGCAUCAAACCUCUAUGUGUAUUGGCACAAAGGAAAAGAGAGAUUCAAUAUUGGCACAUUUAAUGAUACCACACCAACUCCAGUCAAUAGGUCAUCUACCGUGACUCUAACCGCUCAUAGAGAUCAUGAUGGAACUCAGAUCUGGUGUGAAGCACGGCUGCACUUUAUGCCAACUGCACCAGAUACUCCCGCAGUGCCAUCAAAGUCACAUAAAAUGAUCGUACUCUACCCACCAACCUUUAUCAAGCCUGAAACUGAGAUGCUGGAAAUUAAAGCUGGUAACAAAAUUACUUUAGAUUGCACCGCUAAAGGAAACCCGAUGCCAGUAUACACAUGGCGUUUCCCACACCCACAACAGAUGAACAUGAAUCAAAGUGAAACUCAGCUCAUCUUGAUCCCAUCCUUUCAGCUUCCAGGGUAUUAUAACUGCACAGCGUCUAAUUCCCAGGGCAUCCGGACCAAAUAUUUCAUUGUCACAGAGAAUGCCGGCAAUCGAAAAACCUUUGCAGCAAUACUUGUAGGAUUUUUGGGUGUUGCAGUUCUGCUGGUCAUUGUUGGUGCGUUGUUUGUGACACCUGAAGGCACAUUUUCUUUCAACAAAGGCGGCUGUCAACCUACCUCAUCAGGCGUUGUAUGGGGGCCCUUUUGUAUCAGCAUAGUUUCCUGCAGGGUUGCCAAGCUUGUUCUUGUGGGAAUUUUCUUUCUCUCACCACUUAAUCGACGGCUCAGUGCAGAAAGUAACAUGGAGAACAACUUUCUGAGAUGGAUUCUGAUUUUUUGCAUGUUUUAUUCAGUGUCAGGUGAAGGCUGCUCCAUGAUCCUCAGACCCUCCAGGGUUGUGGUUGGCUUUGGGGAGCCAGUGUCAGUCAGCUGUGAAGCCAUUCGCCCGGUACGUGUCCUGGGCUGGGACUCAGUCAUCAGUGCUGCAGAAACUCACCAGAACCUUUCUGUCCAGUGGAAGGUAGACAGUCUUAUUGAUUGGAUAGAGGAGCCCAUCUGUUAUGGGGUGUUUUUCACACCUCCCACACAAUGUGAAGAGAAACUCAACCUUGUCCUCUACAAAACCCCAGAUAGCGUCUCCAUCAGGCCUGUGAACCACACCGGCCCCAUGGUGGAAGGGAGAGAGUACCAACUGCUCUGCGAGGUUCAGAAUAUUGCUCCUGUUCAGUACCUCACCCUGAGAUGGUACAGAGGGCUGACUGAGGUUUAUAACCAUUCCUUCACUGACCUCACAUCUUCCUUGCCUGUCCAAGUAUCAUCCAUCCUCAUCAUCACGCCAACCAAAGCAGAGAAUGGAGCACAGUACAGGUGUGUAGCAGAGCUGGAGCUUGGACCAGAGGGACCACAACCACCUCCUACUGUGACCUCGGAGCCUCUUAAUGCCUCUGUAUACUUUCCCCCAGCAUUCCUCAGUCCUGAACCAGAGGUUUUGGACCUUGUAGUAGGUGUUGAAAUUACCUUAAACUGCACCGCCACAGGAAACCCCACACCUGUGUACAGCUGGCAAUCCUCCCAUCCCAUGCAGGAGAGGAUAGAAGAUGAAGCAAUUCUCACCUCCUCCUCACUGCUCCCAGGGACCUACAUCUGCAUGGCCUCCAAUACAUUGGAGAAGAAGAGCAAGCAGUUUAUUGUCAAAGCCAAGACCAAAGGUAUUUGAAACAAGAGAUCUUGACAUGGGAUCAGAUGACCACAUCGAACAUACAAGGAGAAUUCACUUAAGGAUAUUUUACUGUUGCUGCUUUUGAGAUGGAAAUGACAGUGCAUCAACAGAUAUUUAUGAGGAUCUUGCUUUCAUCCAGAAGUAGAUAUUAUACAGACAAAGACCUGAAUAUACUAUAUUUGGUAAAUGCCAUUUAAUUUGUCAGUGUUAUAACAAAUGUAUUCUGUGUGGUAGAUUGUUGGUCUAUAAUAUAGUUAACUUUUUAUACUUUCAAUGUGAUAUCCCAUAUCUAAUUUAUAUUUUUGUUACUUAUUUUUCUUUUAAUGAAAUUACCUUGUAACAUUACAAAUGUGUAGCUGCACUUAAUAUAGCAAUAAUUAAUACAUUAUUGUUAAUGUAAGAUAAAAAUGUAAUACUGCAACUUUAACACUAGUAGCCAACAGAUCG
Molecule: messenger RNA, 5294 nt
Organism: Monopterus albus (swamp eel)
Lineage: Eukaryota; Metazoa; Chordata; Actinopteri; Synbranchiformes; Synbranchidae
Product: hemicentin-1-like
Exons: 22
Coding region: 129-4844 (1571 amino acids)
Biological process (GO): cell adhesion
Molecular function (GO): integrin binding
Source: RefSeq, a predicted model, not a curated record